Arthroderma uncinatum is the source of this 579-nucleotide messenger RNA. RefSeq names its product NADH-ubiquinone oxidoreductase kDa subunit. The transcript has 3 exons. Bases 1 to 579 code for a protein of 192 amino acids. The record is from RefSeq and is a predicted model, not a curated record. Lineage: Eukaryota; Fungi; Ascomycota; Eurotiomycetes; Onygenales; Arthrodermataceae.
AUGAGAGCGUCCAAGAUCCUGCAGACGGCUCCGGCCGCCUCUCACGUCGUCCCAGUCAGCCAGAAAUACACCGUGCAGUCCUACGGCAUAUGGGAGAGAAUCCGACGGGCCCUCGCCGUGGAUCCCACUCGCUCCAAUGGUGUUCCCUUGAACGCUCAGUUCCGCAACCCUACGCCCGGAGCCCUCGCUCCCCAAACAUACGAUGACCCCGUCACUCUCCCUGCUGCAGACAUCGCCGACAACCCCUACUGGAAGCGAGAUGUGAGAAGAGGCUACCCGCAGGCCAGCGUGGUGAAGCAGGCCGAUGUUGUCGGGCUCUUGACCUACGGCAGCAAGGCAGAGCCCAAGGAGAGUCUCCUUGCCGGCGAGGCGGGCACGCAGCAGCUCGUGCAGACGAAGCAGACGGCCGAGGAGCGUGGACUGGCGGCGCAUUUUGAGGAGAAGGCCAGCUCUGGAGUCGAUGUCCUUGGUCCGGAUGGCCUCCCACCUAUGCCCGGCAACUUGAACGCAGGCACAGUAUAUAUCAUCCCGUCAGAGCAGGCUUAUCCAUCAAAAUACCCGUGCCGCACAUUUAUCUAG